UGAAACCUUGGCCACCUUGCAAGUUGGAAGAGCGGUCGCUGUCUCUCUUUCCCCCCCCUUGGCUGGCUGGGAUAUUCGGGGUCUCGCUGAGCCAGGAUGGGGCCGGAGCCCGAGGAAACCCGGCACAACUCGGGCUGACGCUAGCAUUUGAUUUCUCUUGCAGCGGGCGAAGAUGCCUUUCCACCCUGUCCACACCGGCCUCUUGUACAAAGGGAAUAAUUACCUGAGCGGAUCGCUGUCGGACGGGAGCGAGAGCGAACAGUUGGCCAACAUCUCAGAAGAGGAGUUAGACGAAAUAAGAGAAGCCUUUCGAGUAUUGGAUCGUGAUGGGAAUGGGUUCAUUUCAAAGCAAGAGUUGGGCAUGGCCAUGAGAUCCCUGGGCUACAUGCCCAGUGAGGUGGAACUUGCCAUCAUCAUGCAGAGGUUGGAUAUGGACGGUGAUGGACAAGUGGAUUUUGACGAAUUUAUGACAAUACUCGGCCCCAAGCUUUUGUCAUCUGAAGCGCGAGAAGGUUUUCAUGGCAGCACAAUAGACUCGAUAUUUUGGCAGUUUGAUAUGCAGAGGAUUACACUGGAAGAACUGAAGCACAUAUUAUUUCAUGCAUUCCGGGACCAUUUGACAAUGAAAGACAUCGAGAACAUCAUCAUCACGGAGGAGGAGAGUCUGAAUGAAAGUUCAAGUAACUGUCACGCUGAGUUUGAAGUGCAUUCGCAAAAGAAGAAUAGACAGACGUGCGUGAGGAAGAGCCUGAUUUGUGCGUUUGGAGUGGCUUUCAUCAUAAGUGUCAUGUUGAUUGCAGCAAACCAGAUACUCAGGAACGGCAUGGAGUAGCUUCCUAACGGGCCAGCCGCUGGCGUGAGCGGACAGCACACGAUCCCAUCAGUGGGGAAACUCCAGUGGACUCCUGAAUUAGGAACACAGCAACCUGUAUAUAGGAAUAGAAGAUAUUUAUACCAGGGACACGGAGCCCAAAUGGAAGCGAUUCCUUUUAACUCCACAAAUAUAGGAUCCCACAAACAGGGGUCAUUCUUUUAUAAAAAGGGCUGAAUUAUUAAAGACUGGUUUUGAUACUGCAAUAAGAUGCAGAAGUUCUGAAUUAUAGCAAUGGUUGGGAGUCGUGAUAUGGCCCGGGGAAUUUGUUUCCCAAGGUAGGAAAACGAUCAGUGCAACAAUGAAGUGCUGUUCUCUCCAACUUUCUCUCCAACAUCUUGAAACCUCACGGUAGUCUCCAGCUAUCUUCUGCUGAGUCAUGGAUUGUGUGUGUGAGUCUGGUACACGUUUUACAGAAUUAGAUACAAUUCAAGUUUCCAGUGCUGUGGAAUCUAUUCCUGUUUGCUUUGCAGAAGCUGUAAGCUGAUAUUGGGAUGGACACAAGGCUUGAAGCACUGAUUUGUGUCAUGACUUAGACUACUGCCAGCGGAUAGGAGCCAGGCAAACACUGUCCUCUGUUGGUGCAAACGCUAAACUCAAUGAGGCUAAAAAUGGAGCAAAAAAUAGUCGCUGAUUUUGUUUCACAAUGAAUAGUUUUUACUGUCUGUAAACGUGCCAAUGCCUAGCAAUAGCUACUGUUGCCUCCAGCAAAAUCAGCAUUACCUAGUUUACUUUAUGGUGCUGCUAAUAUCAGUGUUGUCAUCAGUGACACAGAUGUAAAGAGAAAGGGCAGCACGGUGGC
Molecule: messenger RNA, 1673 nt
Organism: Amblyraja radiata (thorny skate)
Lineage: Eukaryota; Metazoa; Chordata; Chondrichthyes; Rajiformes; Rajidae
Gene: caln1
Product: calneuron 1
Exons: 5
Coding region: 173-832 (219 amino acids)
Cellular component (GO): trans-Golgi network membrane
Molecular function (GO): calcium ion binding
Source: RefSeq, a predicted model, not a curated record